This is a messenger RNA of Meloidogyne enterolobii, 876 nucleotides long. NCBI's taxonomy places the organism in Eukaryota, Metazoa, Nematoda, Chromadorea, Rhabditida, Meloidogynidae. The record is from the annotation of a GenBank genome assembly.
AUGUUUAAUAAAAUAUUCCAAAUUUUUUUAAAUUUAAAUAAAAAUAUUUUAUUUAUUUUAUUAUUUUUUCUAAUUUUUUUAUUAAAAGAAAAUGUUUUUUGUGAUUAUUCCCUUGAAUGUAAUUCUGGUUAUCGUGUUUCUGCCAUUAGAAGGGCUAAUUCUGAUAGACAAAGAGGGAAAGUUGGUUCAAUUAGUAUUGAAUGCCAGCCAUUAUUAAGUGGCCAAAUAGUUAAAGAAAAGGUUAAAUGUUCCCCUCUUAAUAUUGCCCCUCAAUGUAAUGGCCAACUUGAAGGAUGUAAUAAUUCCCAAUGGCUUGGUGGUUUUAAUGUUUAUGAACUUGAUAAUAAAACAAAUGCAAUUCUUCUGGACCCAAUUUGUUGUGAAUCUCCCGAUUUAUUACAAAUUGAUCAAAAAAGUUGUGUUUCGGAAAGAUUAAAUUUCCCAAAAUUAUCUUUUGAACAUUCAAUUUCGAAUUCUGAUUUUGUUUACAAGUUUUUUUUGAAAAGUUUAUUUAAAAAUAUUUUUUUCAAAAAAAAAAGAGGUAUAAAUUGUUGGCAUCAAUUUAAUCCAGACGGGACAACGGCAGAUUUAAUUUUUAAAAUAGAAAUUUGUCAAAUAAAAAGAAAAGAAACAAAAAAUGAGGAAAAUAAAAACAAAAUUAAUUUUGUUUUUUUGGAUUCUUCAAAUUUAGGUUUGAGAAAAAAAUUUUUUUUAAAUUUCUUUUUCAAAGGUAAAUGUCCAUCAUGUGAUUGCCAUAAUUGUGGAAUUAAUUUAUGUGGAAAUGGGGAUGAACCUAUUCGAGUUGUUCACAAACAUUUUAGUAAAAAAAGGUGUGCCUGUGAUUGUAUUUGUCGUUAUGAAUGUAUUGGAAAUUAA